AUGUUCCGCAACACAUACGACUCAGAUAACGUCGUCUUCUCCCCGCAAGGACGCUUACACCAGGUCGAAUAUGCGUCUGAGGCCGUGAAGCAGGGUUCUGCGGUGGUUGGACUGCGAUCGAAGACACAUAGCAUUCUCCUAGCCCUGAAGCGAUCCUUGGGCGAACUCGCUGCGUACCAGCAGAAGAUGCACCGAAUAGAUGAUCACGUCGGCAUUGCGAUCGCGGGACUCACAUCUGAUGCCCGUGUAUUGAGUAACUUCAUGCGCCAACAAGCGAUGGGCUCCCGUAUGCAAUUCAACCGCCCAAUCCCCGUCAACCGUCUCGUAUCCUCCAUCGCCGACAAGGCCCAGGUGAACACACAAGAGUACGGACGGCGACCAUACGGAGUCGGCUUCCUUGUCAUCGGACAGGACAAGAACGGCCCACACCUCUACGAAUUCUCCCCAUCCGGCAACUCAUACGAGUACUACGCCAUGUCGAUCGGCGCCCGCAGCCAGAGCGCGAAAACAUACCUCGAGAAGCACUACGAGAGCUUCGUGGACUGCACCCUCGAGGACCUCAUCCGACACGGUCUGCACGCGCUCCGCGAGACACUGCAACAAGACAAGGAGCUCACGAUCAACAACACGACCAUCGGCAUCGUCGGCCCCGUGGGCGCGCACGAAAACCAGCUGCUCGCCGAGGGCUCCUUCCGCAUCCUCGAGGGCGAGCCCAUCCAGGUCUACCUCAACACGAUGCAGCCGAAGCGCGCGCCGGAAGAGCCCGUUGUCCCAGCGCAGACUGACAACGUGGGCGAGGAGGAGGGCCCGACACACGGAGCGACGGCAGACGAGGACGUGCAGAUGGGCGAAUGA
Molecule: messenger RNA, 855 nt
Organism: Rhodofomes roseus
Lineage: Eukaryota; Fungi; Basidiomycota; Agaricomycetes; Polyporales; Fomitopsidaceae
Product: 20S proteasome subunit
Exons: 6
Coding region: 1-855 (284 amino acids)
Biological process (GO): ubiquitin-dependent protein catabolic process
Cellular component (GO): nucleus; proteasome core complex; proteasome core complex, alpha-subunit complex
Source: RefSeq, a predicted model, not a curated record